AUGAGCACUUAUCAUCUUCCUGCCUUAUCUGAGAUUUUCCUGUACGUCAAGGUUGCGUCAGAGGGAUACCCUGUGAAUGAAUCAAAGACUGCGAGAGAUGUACAGGGUUUGUCAGCUAGCUCUUUUUGUGUGCAAAUCCAUUCACACUCUGCUUCCCGACUCCAAAUCCCUGAAACUCAUCUUCAUCAACCACCUAGAGGUCACAAUCUACCAAUGCAACCCAGACGGAAAACUGUAGAUCCAGGAUCACUUCAAUCCGGUAAUAAAUUAGAAAUCAAGGAAGCGUCUUGUGAUAGACGAAAGAGCAGCUCGUCUUUGAAAUCGACUGGUGAUAGCAAUCAGAAUGUUUCCAAAUCAAGCGAGAAGCAAGGAAAGCAAAAGCAAUCAAAUGUAAUAGCGGGAUUUGGUACAAAAGCAUCACCUACGCCUAUGCAUACACUUAAAAGACGUCAAUCGAUAGUCCUUGACUCAAGUUCAGACGAGGACGACUUGGCUGAGCCUGGAACCGGUUCCACAUCCACACCCAAUUCCAAUAAGCCUUCCCAAAUCGAUAAGAAGCCCCCUAAAUCUACCAAAAAGUCCAAAUCACCCUCCAAUAGCUCCAGCUCAAACAAGGGUAAAACAUCAAAGAGCAAAAUGAUUCAGCAGUAUGUGGAGAAUGCAAAGAGAAUAUCGCAGCCUGCGCAAAUCCAGGGUGCUGCUGAAAGCAAUUCCGAGGAGGAGGUAACUAACAAUCUCACACGAGGCAAGGAAUCCAACCUCCUUCAAAGCUCUGGUUCAGAUUCAGACGAUGUACAAAUAGUCGAGCAUACCACGCGACCAAGUCACCACCACUCUUCAAGUCGAGCUCAUUCACAGAAACCUUUCAAACGAUCGAGGAUCGAGGACUCUGAGUCUGAGGAAUCUAAUGGCGAUAAGAGCUCACUACCUGCCAAUAAGAAGAAACAACAUACGCGUAGAAGCGAGCCUCUGAAGCAUUCCUCAGUUGCUGCACCUGAAAAUACAAAACACACCCCUCAACACGAUCGUCGAAAAUCUCAACCCCUUCCUUCAUUUUCCAAGAAGCGACCAAGUGCUGUUACGGAGGGAGAGGAUGAUGAAGCAAGACGCAGCAUUGCCAGGAAAGUUGAAGACACUAAUAGUAAAAUAGCGAUACGAAAUGAAAAACAUAGUGCCGACAAGAAGUCAGGUAAAGCAAAACAUCAGACAGCUCUGGAUCAGUUAAAUCAAGAGGUAGAAAGUAGACAACAAGAAUUCACCAGCAGACAAGAAGCAGCAGCUAAAGUAAAUGAGGAAGCGGUAGCACUUAAGAGAAAGGAAGAGACUGUAGCAGCUGAGAGAAAAGAAGAAGCUAAACGGAAAGAGGAGGCUAAGAGAAAGGAAGAAGCCAAGAGACAAGAAGACUUCCGAUUUGAACAGCAAGUCAAGCAGAAGGACGAAGUACGACAGGCUAGGAGAGAUGAAGAAAUGAAAAAGCAGGAGGAAAUCGAGAGACAGGAAGCAGCUCAGCAAGUCAUCGAGACCAAGAAAGCCGAAGCCGCCAGGAAGGCUAAAGCUAUGGAAUCGGAGUUAGCAAAGAAGCAGACAGACGAUCUGAAAGCAAAGGUCGCUGAAGAGAAUGUAGGUAGAGAGAGAGACGAUCACAUCAAGCGCCUUAAGCGACAGCAUGGCAAUGAUGCUAAUGGAAAGCAAAUGCGCGCAGAAGUUCUUUCUAACAAACCUCGCCAUGAAGCUUCCUCUGUCACUAUCGAUCGAUCCGCUAAUGAGGGAGACAAUAUAAAGAAACAGGCGUCAAAGGAGGAAGCAGACGACAAGAAUAAAGGCGUCAAUAACAGUGAAAGAUUUGAUUUGCCUCCUAAGCCGGGGCAAAAUGGUACUGAUCAGGGGCAUGACAGAGCAUCUCAGCCUCAGAGCAAAGAAAGGAUGGAAUCACCUGGCGUCAAUCAAGUUGAAAUGAUGAAACUUUUCAGUGCGCAAGUUGACAUGAUGAACAUGCUCACGAAAUCUACUACCCGCAAUGAAGAGCUUCAACAGACCAUCUUGGAUCUCAAGCGAAAAGAUGCUCAACGUGAAGCGAAAAUGAUAGAAUUGGAGUCAAAAAUUUCUACUUCGGGAGAGGCUGCUUUACAGCGAGUAAAUGAAGAGCAACUGUUAGCAAAGAAUCAUUACGCCGAGCUUACUAAAAGUAUUGAGGCUCUCAAGAGCAACGAGGAGAAAAUCAGCAAGGAGAAAGCUUUAGAAAAGGACCUACAGAAGAGCAUAGAAGAAUAUCGACAUGAUACUAUGGAAUCGAAGAAAGAAACUCAGCUGCUGUCUAUCAAGGUGGACAGCUACCUGACAUCAUCUACGCUUCGUUUUGUAGAGUUCGAAAAUAAGGUCAACGAAGGUAUAGCUCAGGCAAGAAAUUCUUCGAAUACACAGCCAACGCAAGGUAUAGAGGGCAUCCUUCAAGAAGUUAAGCGCUUUGAGAAUAAGUUAGAGAAGGAGAAAGAAGACGCAUCUGAGGUUCAUAAAGCUAGAGAGACACGCGAGACGGCAGAAAAAGUAAAAGAUAAACAAAGAUUUGAAGCGAGGCUGAAAGAAGUCGAAGAUAAUUCCAAAAAAGAUAGCUGGAAGCAAAAAGAAGCUGUCGACAGUAUUCAUGUUCGCCUACACCGCCAUAAUGACUUUAUACGGAAUUUCGAAGAAACUGUAAAAUCUAGUCUGAGAAACUCGAAUAGAGAAUUGGAAACAAAGUUUGCCGGUCUCAAGCAGAUUGUUGACCAACACGCAUGGACCGAAAAAGGAAUAGUGAAAGAUAUAGAAAAUCUCAAGACCCACUUGAGUAGAAUAGGUGAACCACAGAAAAAAUCACACGAGAUGUCAGGCAUUGACAGUGCAAGUAACGACAAGUACAACGCACUCAAGGCUGAGAUAGAGCAAAUGUCAACAUCGCAAUCUACCCAAUUCGACGCGUUGAGGAAGCAAUUUGUUCGCAAGUACGAUGAUCUUAGAAUAGAAAUGGUGAGACGGAGCAACGAGGCAAAUACUAGGCUCCAAGAUUACAAGACGCAAAUGGAGACAGUAGCUAGCAGGGACAAAGGCGCCACUUCCAACACAAAUGAGAAUGUAUUCUUGAAGCAAGAGAUUGAAUGGUAA
Wallemia ichthyophaga EXF-994 is the source of this 3138-nucleotide messenger RNA. RefSeq lists its product as uncharacterized. The transcript has 3 exons. The coding region runs from base 1 to 3138 and encodes 1045 amino acids. Lineage: Eukaryota; Fungi; Basidiomycota; Wallemiomycetes; Wallemiales; Wallemiaceae. The record is from RefSeq and is a predicted model, not a curated record.